GGAGGGCUCAUGGAGAAGACAAAUUUCUGGUUCCCGCAUCCAAUGCUCCCAGAGACCGCCCUACUAGUCACGUUGUUGUGGAUAUCCGUGGAGUGAGGUCUCCGGGCCAGGGCAAUGUUCCGCACCGCAGUGAUGAUGGUGGCCAGCCUGGCGCUGACUGGGGCUGUGGUGGCUCAUGCCUACUACCUCAAACACCAGUUCUACCCCACUGUGGUGUACUUGACCAAGUCCAGCCCCAGCAUGGCAGUCCUGUACAUCCAGGCCUUCGUCCUUGUCUUCCUCUUGGGCAAGGUGAUGGGCAAAGUGUUCUUUGGGCAGCUGAGGGCAGCAGAGAUGGAGCACCUUCUGGAGCGGUCCUGGUAUGCUGUCACUGAGACUUGUCUGGCUUUCACUGUUUUUCGAGAUGACUUCAGUCCUCGCUUUGUGGCUCUAUUCACGCUCCUUCUCUUCCUCAAAUGUUUCCACUGGCUGGCUGAAGACCGUGUGGACUUUAUGGAGCGCAGCCCCAAUAUCUCCUGGCUCUUUCACUGCCGUAUUGUCUCCCUUAUGUUCCUCCUGGGCAUCCUGGACUUCCUCUUCGUCAGCCAUGCCUAUCACAGCAUCCUGACUCGUGGGGCCUCUGUGCAGCUGGUGUUUGGCUUUGAGUACGCCAUUCUGAUGACCAUGGUGCUCACCAUCUUCAUCAAGUAUGUGCUGCACUCUGUGGACCUCCAGAGUGAGAACCCCUGGGACAAUAAGGCCGUGUACAUGCUGUAUACGGAGCUGUUCACAGGCUUCAUCAAGGUCCUGCUGUACAUGGCCUUCAUGACCAUCAUGAUCAAGGUGCACACCUUCCCGCUCUUCGCUAUCCGACCUAUGUACCUGGCCAUGAGGCAGUUCAAGAAAGCUGUGACUGAUGCCAUCAUGUCUCGCCGAGCCAUCCGCAACAUGAACACCCUGUAUCCAGAUGCUACCCCUGAGGAGCUGCAGGCAGUGGAUAAUGUCUGCAUCAUCUGCCGAGAAGAAAUGGUGACUGGUGCCAAGAGACUACCCUGCAACCACAUCUUUCAUACCAGCUGCCUGCGCUCCUGGUUCCAGCGGCAACAGACCUGCCCUACCUGCCGUAUGGAUGUCCUGCGGGCAUCGCUGCCAGCCCAGUCUCCACCACCUCCUGAGCCUGCAGACCAGGGGCCACCCCCUGCUCCUCAUCCCCCACCACUCCUGCCCCAGCCCCCCAAUUUCCCCCAGGGCCUCCUGCCUCCUUUUCCUCCAGGCAUGUUCCCACUGUGGCCCCCCAUGGGCCCCUUCCCACCUGUUCCACCUCCCCCAAGUUCAGGAGAGGCUGUGGCCCCUCCCUCCACCAGUGCAGCAGCCCUUUCUCGGCCCAGUGGAGCAGCCACAACAGCAGCUGCUGGCGCCAGCACCUCUGCCCCAGCACCAGGCUCUGUCCCUGCCCCAGAGGCUGGUCCCACCCCUGGCUUCCCCUUCCCUCCUCCGUGGAUGGGUAUGCCCCUGCCUCCACCCUUUGCCUUUCCCCCAAUGCCUGUACCCCCUGCGGGCUUUGCCGGUCUGACCCCAGAGGAGCUGAGGGCACUGGAGGGCCAUGAGCGGCAGCACCUGGAGGCCCGGCUGCAGAGCCUGCGCAACAUCCACACACUCCUGGAUGCCGCCAUGCUGCAGAUCAACCAGUACCUCACUGUGCUGGCCUCCUUGGGGCCCCCCAGGCCAGCCACUUCAGUCAACCCCACUGAAGAGACUGCCUCUACUGUGGUUGCUGCUGCCCCCUCCACCAGUGUCACUAGCUCCGAAGCCACCACGCCAUCCUCAGGAGCCUCCCCAGCAGCCCAGGAAACUGAAAAGCCUCCAGCUCCUGAGUCAAUGGGGUCCACCGAGGAGUUAUCUGAGGAUGGAGAGCCUGAUGCUGCAGAGCUCCGCCGGCGACGCCUGCAAAAGCUGGAGUCCCCUGUUGCUCACUGACACUGCCCAGACCUGUCCCUGCUCUCUUGAGCAGCCCUCGCUGGAACAUGUUCUGCCACCAAGUGCCAGCUCCCUCAGUCUGCAUCAGGGAGUAACCCAGGCUCUGUGAAAGAAGUGGUGGCAUCCCUGAGGCUGAGUGGAAAGCAGCUGGGUUCCUCAGCAACCCAAGCAGCCAUGGGGAUGUCGUUCAGUUCUAGCCUUCCUCUUCUGACCUGUGUUUUGCUGAGGCCUUGAAGGCAGAGGUUGAGCCUGAGAAGCCUUCCCCAUGGUUUUGGGAAAAAGAGUAGCCCCUCUGAGCCCUACUUGUGAGUACGGGACCAUGCUGCAGUGCCGAACAGUAUUAGCUUCCGUUUCCAAGUGUGGACCCCAGAAGGGCUGGAGGCAGACCAGGACCUUGCCCCUGGCCCUCCUGCCAAGACUGGUACCAAUUUUCUUUUCUUACUCUGAUCUCCCCAGAAGCCCUUUUGUGAUGGUGGCUGUGCCCCCUAAGCCCUGUGGCAUUUCCACGUCUUACUGGCAACCAAGAAACUCAGGGAAAGGAGUGCCUGGGGAUGAGGGGCAGGCGGGCAGCACUGAGGGACCCUGCCCCACCCCUCCCCAGGCCCUUUCCCCUGCAGCUUCUUAGCUGUGACUAUCUGUCGCCCAGCAGCUGCUGCCCACUGGAAGGGUUAGUGUGCUGCUCCUUAACCACUGUUCCCCAAAUCCAAGGUAGGCCACUCUCAACCUGCAAGACUUUCAGGAUUGGAAUUACUUCCUUACCUAGUGGCUUUUGGCUUAAAUUUUCUUUUGAAUUUGAAGGCUUGACCCCGAGGAGGAGCAGGAGUGUGGCUAGGCUCCUGGUCUGGUUUAGAACAGGCUUUGGGCCAGGCAGGAACCACAGGAGCUGAGGCCUAGUCACUUUUCUUCUCAGUUUUGUGUUACAAGAGUUGCUGGAGACAGUUUCAGAUGAUUAUUUAACUUGUAAAUAUUGUAAAAAUUUUAAUAGCUUAAAUUGUAUAUACGGCCAAAUAAAAACUUGCAUUAACAACUG
Molecule: messenger RNA, 2986 nt
Organism: Jaculus jaculus (lesser Egyptian jerboa)
Lineage: Eukaryota; Metazoa; Chordata; Mammalia; Rodentia; Dipodidae
Gene: Syvn1
Product: synoviolin 1
Exons: 16
Coding region: 115-1956 (613 amino acids)
Cellular component (GO): cytoplasm
Source: RefSeq, a predicted model, not a curated record